AUGAUCAUCGUUUCUGAUCCAACCAAGUUCUUGCACAAAGGGUCUAUUCUAGAAUCUAUGUACCGGUCUGUCUCUCAGGAGAGUAAACUCAUCUCUGAGUACAAAUUGCUUCCUCCGAAGAAUCCACGACAAUUAAAGCCAGAGAUGCAAGCUGCUUUAGACGAGGUGGAUAAAACGGCUAAGCGAGGAAAGAAAGUUGUUGAUAAGAAAGAAGCUCCCGAAGAGCCCUCUUCUAAACCCUCUAAGUCAAAGAAAAGUAAAGCUGACAAGGGUGAAUCCUCUGCUACUAAGAAAAUCAAGAAAAUGGCUCGUAGAAAUCUCACUUCUUCACCUUCCCAUUCAGACCCGAAGGACAACCAGUCUGCAGGUGAUGAUGAUGAAGGGCAACAUCAAGGUUCGCCUAGGGGUAAUACACCUCCUCGGUCUCCAACUCCUGAGGUUCUUGUUAAUGAUUUUGUUCCAACACCCCCUCUAUCUCCACACAAGACAACCAUUCAGGUCACUGUUGCUCCUCCACCCCCAUCUUCAACACCAAUAGUUUCCACUAUUGCUCCACCACCACCUGUCAUUUCUACUCCAAUCACUACUGCCCCAUUACCACCACCUAUUUUCUCUAACGCAACCGUCGCCUCUAUACCUAUCAUCACUUCAACCGUAGAUUCUUCUGUCAAAGUCAACACAUAUUAUGUGGGGGCGAAGACUGAAGAAUCUCCUAAAGUCACCACAGAGCCUCUUUCACCAACUCCUUAUAAUGAUUCUAAUCUAGUUUUUGGAGGAGCUGAUUUUUAA
This is a messenger RNA of Lactuca sativa (garden lettuce), 789 nucleotides long. NCBI's taxonomy places the organism in Eukaryota, Viridiplantae, Streptophyta, Magnoliopsida, Asterales, Asteraceae. The record is from RefSeq and is a predicted model, not a curated record.